UUUUUAAUAGGUUGAUUAGGUUGCUACAUUGUAUGUACGUGUAGAUGCAGUAUACUGGAUGUGCAAUGUCUGAGUGUCCUUUAAGAUUUAGUAUUGUUGCGAACUGUUCUGUUUCAAAAGCUAGAGCUGCUACAAUGUCGCUCCCCCAUGCUGUCGUUGAUACGCCUGUAUUCAUGCCUGUUGGUACUCAAGGAACGAUGAAAGGUGUUACACCUGAACAAUUGAAGGAUCCCCUGCUAGAUUGUCGAUUGAUUCUUGGAAAUACUUAUCACCUUGCUAACAAACCAAUGGUACUAUGCUCGUUCUUGACUGCUGCUCUGGAGAUACUACUGUCAUAUUAGUUCAGUGUGGACCUCAACUCAAGGAGACGCUGUGUGAAGUCGAGGUGUGAAGUACUCAUGUCGUUGGAGGACGGGCUACCACGCUCAGUAUAGUCCAAUUUACUUCAAUUUAUUGUGUGAUAACAUUAGUUAUCAGUAUCAUUAUUAUAUUUCUAUCAUUAUUGUACUCUUACGUUCUAAAACUUGUGUUAUAUACAUGUAUAUUAUAAUUUUUUUAUUUAUGAAAGAUGCAAGUGUCAUGCAUUUUGAUCUUGGUACUAGCAGGUCUAUAAUUA
This is a messenger RNA of Amphimedon queenslandica, 616 nucleotides long. RefSeq names its product queuine tRNA-ribosyltransferase catalytic subunit 1-like. NCBI's taxonomy places the organism in Eukaryota, Metazoa, Porifera, Demospongiae, Haplosclerida, Niphatidae. The transcript is spliced from 2 exons. The coding region runs from base 45 to 341 and encodes 98 amino acids. Gene Ontology annotation, cellular component: cytosol. The record is from RefSeq and is a predicted model, not a curated record. Gene Ontology annotation, molecular function: tRNA-guanosine(34) queuine transglycosylase activity.